This is a messenger RNA of Pyrenophora tritici-repentis Pt-1C-BFP, 809 nucleotides long. Its product is annotated as ankyrin repeat domain containing protein. Lineage: Eukaryota; Fungi; Ascomycota; Dothideomycetes; Pleosporales; Pleosporaceae. Gene Ontology annotation, molecular function: protein binding. The record is from RefSeq and is a predicted model, not a curated record.
GCAUUUGGCCCGACUUGCGAAAACGAACGACUUGCGUGUACUACGGAUGCGCAGCACAACAAAAGUCCGAAUAAGCCCGCGUAACCACACGCUGCCUUGCUCUCUGCCUAUCGAGGCUGCCGGAUACUAGGAAAUCCACCAUGGCGCUUCCGGCUCCAACCAUUGAUCUGCUCCUCAACCUCAUCGAUACGCGCCCGCAGUCCAUCCUCACCUCGCUGUCGCAGCACCCGCACCUCGCCUCAGCCCGCGACACGCACGGCUACUCACUAGUCCACGCCGCCGCUUCGUAUAAUCAACUCGCCGUGCUGCGCGAACUGGUCCAAAAAUACAAUGCCGACGUAAACAUGCUCGACGAGGACGGUGAAACUCCCCUCUUCGCAGCGGAAAAAGUUGAAGUAGCAAAAUGUCUUGUCCAAGAGUUGAGCGCAGACACGAGUAUACGAAAUCAAGAGGGCCAGACAGCAGAGGAGAAGAUUGGCGAAGAAGAGGGUGAGGCGCAUGAAGUAUACCAGUACUUGAGAUGCCUACGCACCGGUACAGAGCCAGUCGCUGCGGGUAUAAUAGAGACUGAGGGCGUACAUCCGCCGCCACCACUGCCUGAGGGUGUCAAGGUCAACGUAGGCACCAUGGAAGAGGAUGCUGCUGGGACGCCAGACCCAGAGAUACGGCGGCGCAUUGAGGAGCUAGCUGCACGAGAGGACUAUGACUCGGAGGAGGUACAGCAGCAGCUGAGGGAGCUGGUACAAGAUGUCGUCACGGGCAUCAGUGUUGACGAUGGUGGAAGAAGUGUUAGGAGAAGGGUUGAUUGA